Portunus trituberculatus (swimming crab) is the source of this 4515-nucleotide messenger RNA. Its product is annotated as nascent polypeptide-associated complex subunit alpha, muscle-specific form-like. Lineage: Eukaryota; Metazoa; Arthropoda; Malacostraca; Decapoda; Portunidae. The transcript is spliced from 17 exons. The record is from RefSeq and is a predicted model, not a curated record. Bases 137 to 4372 code for a protein of 1411 amino acids.
AGGCUCGUGACGCGCGGCUAGACAGCGGCGGCGGCGGCGGGGUGUUUGGCAGGCGGCUGGCUGAGACCGUACUGUUUUUUAUCUUUAUUGUUCAUUCCCGCGGCCCAGGCACUCUGACGAAGGAGGAGGCAACACCAUGUCCCUUCACGGCAGCUGCUCUGAAGCUGACGGGGGAGUGGAGGCCGAGGAGAUGCCAGAUGAAGCAGGUGGGUGUGAUGAGCUGGGGUCCCGCCUGGAAGAGGAGCUGAACCGAAGCAUUGAGAAGAUGAGAGAGGAGGAGGUGGCAGCAGUGAAGUCGCCAGUGUCAACACAACCUGACAUUCCCGUGGCAAGACUGAUCAGCCUCAGCGACUCACUAUCCAGCGGUGGCAGUCCUUCAGGCAGCACCUCCCCUCAGUCUGGCGACGGGUUCCCUCACUCGUCACUGGAGCUCCUGCAGGAUGUGGAAAUGCCCACCUGCAACAUUAGCAGCUGUGACUCCACCAAGCAGAGCAUCUCUCCCACCAAGAAUGACAGUCUGGAGGCAGGGCAGCAGGCAGUGACGGAGAGCAGCACACAGGGCUGCCUGGACACUGCUGUGCUUGUGGUGACAAGCUCCCCCACCUCCGAUGACAAUCUGAAUGAUUCUGUCUUCAUCAAAGAGAACACACACUCCCCACUCUCCUUCUCUGAGCUGCUGCAGGAUAUAGAGAUGCCCAAUUUCAACCUGAGCUCCAAUGAAUACUCCAGGCUGCUCUCCCUCCCCUCCAACUCCCCCGCCAGUAUGACCCAUACCGGCUCACACCACCACCAUGCACCUGCUGAUAGCAGCGGUGAGCUGAGAGCCACCCCAGCAGCACCACCAGGCAACACAGCAACCCUCAGGGACCAGUUGGCUGCAGCGGAGGACAAAAUAAAACCAAGGAUGCUCACUCUCUCCCCCAUUAAGAAGAUGGACCUGAAAGAGAUUCUCCUCUCUCGGGACAACCCAGGGGAGCUUGACCUGAGCAAGCUGGGCAGCGACACCCUCUCCUCCAGUGGUGUUCUGGGCGAGGCAGUAGUGGUGCUGACCGAGCUGGAGAGACAGGCAGCUAACCUCACCUUGUCCCCACAACCUUCAGACCGCCGCUUCACCGUCCAUCCCCUCGAUAUGGAAGGCAUUAACGACAGCCUCCUCAACUCCUUCCAAAGUUCACCACAGAAGCCACGGCCUGAGUCAUCGCAAGACUGUCCGCUGCCUCCUGUGUCCAAGGCAGAGGGGACUGGUGAGCCACAGGGCCAUAGGACAGCCAAGGAGAACACCAUCGACAGGCUCACCAAACUGCUGGGAAUCACUACUGACCAAGACACAAGUACUGGUGACAAGGGAACAACAGCCAACCCACCACAGACAGAGAAGAACAACUGUACAUUUACUCCUGCUGAAACAUGUGCUAACCAGACCUUCAAUGCCCUCAGCCACCCAUUGAAAGAGGGAAACCCAGCCAUCAACACCACUUUUGACUCUAAAGCUCCUACUAAAACUGCUGAUCCUUCUGCCAACACCACCUUUGACUCUAAAGCUCCUGUCAAAACUGCUGAUCCAUCUGCCAACACCACUUUUGACUUGAAUAAGCAGGCAGCAGGGAGUGGAAACCCAACAGCCAACACUACAUUUGACCUCAACCAGGCAGUAGGGAAGGCACAUCCAUCCGUCAACGUUACUUUUGACGGCAAGACACAACCAGCCGGGAAGGGAAACACAGCUGCCAACACCACCUUCGACCUGAACAAUGCAGCCAAAGGAAAGACUAACUCAGACGCCAACUCAACAUUCGACUGCAACAAACCAGCAACCAAUGCAACCUUUGACAAAAACACGGCAGCAAAAUCCGAAGAACGACCCGCCACCACUGCCAACACCACAUUCGACUUCAACAAAAACCAGGAAGGGAACGGAGCCACCAACUCGACCUUUUCCACCCAGCCUGAGAGUGACAAGGGCGAGCUCAACGUGACAUUUGAGAAGGGCGAGUACAGGAUCGGCUCACAGAACGAAACAGUGAACUUGAUGGACGCGGAGGAGAACAUUCUGCAGGUGAUCCUUGAUGCCACACCCAAGAAGAUCUCUAAGCAGCCACCCAAGGCCUCCUCCACCCCCAAGACCACAGGGAAUCCACAGCAGCCUCACCUCAAAGCAGGGCUCAUGAAGGCCUCAACCACGAAUUUCCUGAACCGCCUGCUGGAGGGAGCUAAAAAGGAGGGCCAGCAGGAGUCAGCACCCCCUACCACCACCACUGCCACCACCACCACCUCGGCUAUCACAGGGAUGAAGCUUCUAGAUGGUGCCAUGUUAGGGGGCCAGCAGCAGCAGCAGCAGCAGCGUCGACAACUGAAAGGGCGUCCAGGUCCCAUGAAGGCCCUGCCCCUCAGCAUGGUGGUCACUAAUGCUGCACACCUGGAGGCUGCUGCAGGCGGCGACAGCUCUGGGGGAACCAACGGCAAUGGCAGGGAGACGUUGUGCCAGCGGAGGAAGGUGACGGUGCCUUCUUUUGGGUCCCUGAGCAGCAUUGAGAGUGAAAUGCCCAGCACUCCAGACUGUGGCAUCAACUGUAACCUGAGCAUAUCGAGCCCCGAGGCAUUCAGAAUGGACAUCCUGCCGUGUGCUCCCUGCAUCACCAGCACGCCAACCUUCACUGGGCGAGGCGUGUUCACCAUGAUGGAGAUGGACGGUGCCAUUCCCACGCCCAUCUCACAGGUCUCCUCCAAGCCACACUUCUCCCGCCUCGUCAGCUCCUCAUCCCAGCCUGAGGGAAUGUCCAGUGGGAGUGUGGACAAGGAACAAACACACAGAAGAUCCUCCAGUGACGAAGCAAAGCCCAAGAGCCCUCCUGAUCAGCCCCAGCCUUCCCCAGUAGACACAGCCCCAGUCCCAACAGCAGUGACACCCCCAGUCCCAGCCCAAGCAGACAUAGCCCCUCAGCCACCAUGCCCCACCCCUGCCAGGCCUGUGGAGGUGGACAGCACAGGUGGAAAGGAAACUGAAGAAUGUGUGGAGCAGCAGAAACCUUCCACUUGUUCAGAUGUAACUCAGACUGUGCCACCUUCACCACAAGCACAUCCACUACCACCACCUUCAUCACCAGUACCUCCUCCUCCACCACCAGAAGUAAAGCAAGGGACAUCACCACUGCAGCCAUCAUCACUAGUACCUCCAGCGCCAGGAACAACACAGACAGUAUCGCCACAACCACCGCUGGAAAUUGCACAGCCAUCUUUAUCACCAUCAUCACAACCAUCAGCAGUAGCCAAAGAACCAUCCUUACCAUUACCACCAUCACACACCACAAUGACAGGACCAUCACAAGCACCACCACCACUGCCAACAACAUCAUCAUCAUCAUCAUCAUCAUCAUCAUUAUCAUUAUCACAGCCAUCACCACCACCACCACCAGAAACAAAGCAACCAGAGACAUCAUCAUUGUCACCACCACGGCCACCACCAACAACAACAACAGCAACAGCACCAAGCAAGAAAAGCACCACUAUAACUAAGCCACAGAGGAAGCCACUCGUCUCACCAUCACACACAGUGAAGUCAAGGCAGAGUGCAUCAGUGUCACCACCAUCAAGGAUCACCAGACCACAGAAGAAAAUCUUAGCUUCACCACUAUCAACAAAGUCACAAUCAGCACCAGCACCAGCAGCAAGAAGGGAUGGUAACCUAAAAAGACCAAGCACUCUUGUGAAGCCUGCCAUGCCCAAGGUGAGGCAGGUCCAGCCACCAAACAUGUCUGAUAAGGAGAACAGGAGGAGGAGCUCACUAUCAGACAUCACCAGGCAGGGUCCUCCACAACCUGCUCCUCCAACAAAGGUUGAGAGACAGUCACCAUUGCUCAGUAAGAGGAAUCCAGCUCCCAGAUUGGUGCUAAAGCCAUGCAACACCAACACAAAGCCAGUCACCAGCAAUCCAAAGGUCCCUAGCCAUGUCCCAGCACUGAAAGGUAUUCCACUCAAGAGUAAUCCACAAGUAGAGACUGUUGGAGUGGCAAGUGGCAAGAAUAAGAGUAAUUUAAGGAAGUCCUCACCUCAGCCUAGGAGUGGCUUGCCCAGAUCCUCCUCAGGCUCCAAGUUACCAAAGACUCUAAAUACAUCAGACAGUAACCUGCCAUCCCUGAAGAUAUCAUCAAGUUACCCUAACAAGCCCCAAGGAGCAAGUCAAGCACCACCAUCAGUACCACAAGCACGUAAGUCUGGGUUGAACUUGAGUGGCACUUCAGCACCAGCCAGCACCAGCAUCCCUCCAGCUAAGACUUCCUCAGCACCACAAAUCAAACCCAACCUAACUGUGAGGAGUAGCUUGGCAUUGCGACAGAAGCCAUCCUUGCUGAAGACUCCCAAGCCUCUGCUCUGAUCUCACCACCAUUCAAGUAAAAAGUACGGAUCUUUUGUGUACAUAGUCACCCUCCUUGUAGUCAUUGCUUUCUUGUAACAUUUAAUAAUUGCUCCAUUAAAAAAAAAAAAAACCUGUCUUUUUAGAUAAAUUUUGGUAACUGA